UUUGCAGGUUGACAAUUGACAUAAUGUUUUCGAUUUGUUUUUUAAACAAAAAAUACAGCUUAACACUGAAACAUGUGUGAAAUCUUAAAUAAAACUUGUAAAACAUGCUUCAGUACUGGAAGGACAACAAGUUCGAUUACAGAUUUGAACAUUCUACUUACUACACUUAAUAUACGGGAGAUAGAUACAUCUAAUGGUGAAAUUUGUUGGGAAUGCAAAGCAGUUGUGUUCAAGUUCUACGAUUUUAAGCAAAAAGCAAUUAGGCUACAGAAUUUACUGGCUGCAUCAAACCAGAAUAAACUUAAAACAUUCAGCUCACUAACAUGCAAAACAAAGAAUAUAUAUGAUUUUGAAUAUAAUUAUGAAGAUGAAGUCAAAGUUGAAUCAAUAAAAAUAGAGCUUUUAAGUUCUGAAAUCAAUUUCAAAGAUGAAAAUACAGAUUUUAAAACUACUUAUGAUAUAAGUGAUAAUAUAGAUAAAACAAAUCAUAAAAAGAAAAAUCAGAUAAUAAAUAAAGCUAAGUCAAUUAAAGAAAGGAUUCUAAAUUCAAAAAUAAUAGAUAAAAUAGAAAACAAAGAUUUAAAAAAUGGAAUCGAGGACAAGCUUAUAGAUGAGAAAGAAUUAAGAAAUAAGUUUAAAACGAUAAUUUAUACAGAAGAGGAGUUAUUGUUGAAUAGAGAAGAGAAGAGAAACCAUCCAAAUUUCAAGAAGAUACCAUUCAAAUGUGAUACAUGUGUACUUGGGUUUAUUAAAAAGGAUUCUCUUGAUUUACAUGUGGAAAAAUACCAUAGACAGACCAUAGGGGCGUAUGAAUGUAAAAUAUGUGAAAAGCGUUUCGCCACUCAGCAUAACUUGCACAAACACACCAAGAACCACUAUGUAUCACAUCGCUGUUUAUUCUGUAGAUAUGAGACUGUCUCUCAGCAUGCUGCAAUCAUACACUGUAGAGAUAAACACUUUGAGGAUGAAGCUGGUAGAGUGCGUUGUAGCCAGUGUGACAGUGUAUUCACGUCUGUAGAGGAAUUAGAAAUACACAUGUCAAAGCAUACAAUAUCUUGUCAGGAAUGCGGGAGAUACUUCAAGGGGAAGCACACCCUUAGAAUGCAUAUAAGACGCAUCCACAACGCCCAUAGACAAUACAUAUGUGACAGCUGUCAAAGGACAUUCAACACGAAAAGCCGGCUCGAGUCGCACAUGGCAACACACAGUGUCGCUCUCGCUGAAAAGCUGUCAUAUUGCGGCAUUUGUAAAGUUCAAUAUAAAAACAUAUACGUGUAUAGAAAUCAUUUGAAGAACAGCGUCAAUCAUUCAGAGAGAGCGUAUAAAUGUUCGCAUUGCAACAAGAUUUUCGCAUCAAAAUUAUAUCUACAGAAACAUAUAGAUUUUUAUCAUUUGCUUAAAUCGCCAUAUAAGUGCAUUAUUUGUAAAAAGUUAUUCAUAUCCGAGUGGCGUUUAGUGAACCAUAGACAAAAGCAUCACGGACUAGCGAGGACCAGAGACCACAUUUGUAACAUCUGUGGCAAGAGGUUUUAUACGUCAUCUACGCUCCGUUCGCACCAGCUCACACACUCCGAAGUGAGGAGCUUCAUGUGUGAGGACUGCGGGCACACAUUCAAACAGCGGCCUGCGUUGUAUACACAUUAUCGUCUCGUACAUAGAGGCAUUAAACGGAAAUAAUA
This is a messenger RNA of Zerene cesonia (dogface butterfly), 1679 nucleotides long. RefSeq names its product zinc finger protein 28-like. The coding region runs from base 73 to 1677 and encodes 534 amino acids. Gene Ontology annotation, biological process: regulation of transcription by RNA polymerase II. Gene Ontology annotation, cellular component: nucleus. NCBI's taxonomy places the organism in Eukaryota, Metazoa, Arthropoda, Insecta, Lepidoptera, Pieridae. The transcript has 9 exons. Gene Ontology annotation, molecular function: DNA-binding transcription factor activity, RNA polymerase II-specific; zinc ion binding; RNA polymerase II transcription regulatory region sequence-specific DNA binding. The record is from RefSeq and is a predicted model, not a curated record.